Molecule: messenger RNA, 3906 nt
Organism: Eriocheir sinensis (Chinese mitten crab)
Lineage: Eukaryota; Metazoa; Arthropoda; Malacostraca; Decapoda; Varunidae
Exons: 10
Coding region: 339-2270 (643 amino acids)
Source: RefSeq, a predicted model, not a curated record
GUGAAGAGGAAGGGUACCCAAGAAAGCCAGCAGGUAGAAGUAAACAAACCCGCGCCACGCCUCCCAUCCCAUCCAGAAGCAGCAUUACCGUGGAAGGCUGAUGAGUGCAGCAGUACACUAUUAUAAGAUCACGAUGGAAGCUGUUAUACUCUCACCCCUUUGCUACUGAGAAUGAUAUCAACACAUCCUCCCCUCAAUAACUCGGCUGAACCCCGCGGCCGCCAACUCAAGCCAUCCCUGGUGACCUGCACAUCCCUGGGCCGUGGUGCCAUGGCCCGCCCAGCCCCCUAAAACACUGGAGGGGACAAUUAAUAUAAGAGUCCAGUAGUGCACAAAGGAUGGCUUCAACAUCACUGAAACCACCUGCUGUAGAUGAGGCAAAAGAGAGGUCAGUACAGUCACCAUCUAUGGCUGGUGCAGAUCACAGUGAACAGUUAUUACAAGGAGAGGGAAGUGCAACUGAAGUUGGGGAAGUGGAAGAUAAUAACAAGUUGGUCAUGGACAGUUUAGUGAACCCUCCCCUACCAGCUGAACUAGGAGAGGCAGAAUGUGCAGUGCUUCGUGGGGAUGCUAUUGGUUCCACUGCAUACACGCACCGCUGGGUCCUCAACACUCUACUAACCAUCACAGAGGCAUUGCCACAGUAUUUGGCCACCAGUGAUAAAUGUAUGAAAACUGAUAGCAAAAAGGUUGUAGAGAGUGAGGAGUCUAAUAUGGAGCAUUUUGAACAACAGGUAACCAACCAGGAGUCCAGCCAUCCAAAUGUCAAUGCCAUAGUAGAGCUUGCAGAGGAUGUUGAAAAUGCAGCAUGUCAGUUGUGGGACAUGACUGCUGAGCCUGAUGUGGUGUCUUAUUUGCUGAACUUGAAUGUGGUGGAUGUCCUGCAGCUGGCCAAGGAUAUCAUCACACUCUCUAGAGCACCACGUCUCACUGAAGUUGUGGUUGGUGUAGUUGCCAACCUAUGUUGUCAGGCUGAGGGUUGUGAAAAAGUUGUUGAGAGUGAGAUCCUCCUGCCCUCCUGCUUGGCCAUCUUACAUACAACCGAUGAUGUUCCUACCCUGGUGGAAGCCUUCCGUCUUCUGAAGCUUCUGCUGUGGCAUGCCACAUAUCGAGUACCUGUGGAGAAGCGCUGCCGGUACCCAUUGGUUACUGCACUCAAAAGUCAUGAGUCUAUGAAGGAGGCUCUUGUGUUUAUGCUUAAAAACAGUUUGAGUGAUAACCUUUUGAAUGCAGUAUUUGAGUUCCUGGAGGCCUUGCUAUAUCUAUGGCUGCCACUUGACCAGUGCUAUAUGGCUGCACACUAUUCAGAGUCUGGUCUAAUUGAGGGAGUGGUUGAGGUGAUGAGACACUUCAUGAAGGAGUGGGAAAAAGGUGGAGGACAAGAGGAGCCAGCUGCUGUCAGUCGAGGGAUUCUUAUCCUUUACAGCUUUGUAGCCACGCCAGCAGUCCACACCAUAAGUAGCUUUGACCAGUAUGAAUCACUUCUGGAACCAAUCUUGGUUAGGUAUGUUGAACACUUAGCCAAAGUGGAAAAAGUGGAGGAAUUGUAUGAAGAGGAAAGAUCAGAGAAGCUGGUGUAUGCAUUAGGUCUGUGUGAGCUGUUGGUGCCAACCAUGCGACACCCAGGCAUUCUGUUGCAUGUUGGCAAACUGUUGGCUCUCACACAUGGGGCCAGUCACCAUUAUGUUGCUGUUCAAAACAAGGAUUUGCAAGGAUCACAAAACAAGACGGAAGAGAGAUCAAGGAAUAGAUCGGGGAAAAGGCAUCGAAGACAUAGCAGUGCACAUAAAAGGCGCAGCUCUUCAACGGAGGUGAAUCAUAUGGAAACAGAUUGUUCAGUUUCAUUAGAUUCAAAUGUAUCUACAAGUGGUGAACAAGCAGUAAAAGAACAUUGUAAAAGGGAGAAAGAAAACAAAGAAAAAGACUGUAAAACUAAGGUCUUGGGCUCUACAGUGAGUAGUGAUAUUCAAAAGGGAAGUGUAAAUGUAACCACCAGCAUUAGACAAGAAAGUGGAGAAAAAGAUACAAAAGGUAUCUCAAGCACUUUAAAGGAAAGCUUAGCAGAUUAUUGUGUACGUGUGGUAAGGUGCUGCCCGGACCUGUGUGCUGUAUUAACUACUGUAAAUGAGUGCCAUGUACAUGAGGUUGAGCUUUUCUUCCAGGCUGUGAGGUUGCAUGAGCCAACUUUAGUUGGUCAGCUUCAGGAACAAUUACUGGACUCAGGCUCUCAUAAUAGAUUGGUAACUAUACUGUCUGACAUGUAUGCUUGAUAAUUACAGGUAAGAUAAUAUAAAGGAACAGUAGGCAGUUACCUGUAAAUUCAUGCCUUGAGAAUGUAAUGAACUGGGCACAAUUUGUACUUUUGGUUCCUGAUUCAUUCUCAUGUCAUCCAGUUUGCUGUACAAAUCUUUCACUCCAGGCUAUUGGUUGUCAGCUCUUACUUCCUUUAGAUCAGUUCCACAGUCUUUCUUCAAAUCUGGCUAUCUUUUAUGUCAUCCCUGCUUGCUUUUGCCACCAAUUUUACUGCUUUAGAUUUUCCUUAACACUUCUCCAUUCUUCAAGUGUUUAAUGUCAUCAAGUCUAAUUUCCACAGUUUAUGAUUGGCAUAUCACAAUUUUUAUGUGUGUAUAGUAACAUAAAGCUGAGACUGGUUGGAUGAUUAUUGACAAUGAUAAAUUUUAAAUUAUUGUAUUUUUUUUUCAAAAUAAUGGUUACUUAUACUCUCUAUUUAAAAAAUGGUAGGGAAAUUUAAUAAUUCUCUAACAAAUCAUUGUAAGGAUUUUGGUUUUAUGUAGAUACCAUAAUUCCUCCCAUAUCCAACAUAAUUGGGCCAUCAGACCAUCCAGAUGCAGAAGAAAUCCAGAUAUGGAACAAUAUCUGGAUAGACCUUACCGACAAAAUAUGUACAGUCAUUAGUACCCCUUUUUUACCAACUGCAUCCCCUGCACACCACCCACCUCCCACACUGAAUUUUACACCUGCUCUGCCUAUUUUCAUAGGGGUAGAUUAUAUUCAUCUCUAUACCCUAAUUUACUAAAUAACUAACAAAUAGGGAGCUUAUACCCAGGAACACAUCGGUACACUCACUCGCUGCCUAUACAGUAAACCCUCGAUAUAAUGGACCCGCUUAUAGCGGAUUUUGGAUAUAACGGACAAGGUCAGCCGGUCAGAAAUUCAUGGGGACCGACCAAGAAUAGUUUUUGAACCACCUGCCUCCGGUAACUUCAAUAGCUUCUGCUAGCCACCUGACCCUCCUCCCUUUAUCUGCUGCCCCAUUCUUCGGUUACCGUAGUCUUUUUCAGCCCACCUGAUGAAAUGUUUUCCUCUUCGUGGUCUCCAUUCAAAUGAAAAAUGUAUUUAUACCACAAGAAAGUGUUAUGCAUCAAUCCAGGACGUAAGUGUAAGGGAAAAUAGCCAAGUGUUUGUGAGUGUCGGUACUGACACAAAUUAAGGGGGUCGAGGGGUUUCUAAGCCCCCAGUUAAGUAGGUUAGGUUAAGUUAUGUUUGGUUAGUAAAUUUAUUCAGAACGCUGUGUGGGGUAAGGAAAUACGCAGCUCGGGACAGGACAUGGAGGCAACGUGUGUGGUCCAAUUCGUGAGCUGGUGUUGCGAGAAAUACCUACCUCCUUGCAGAAAUAAGUCACUCUGCUGUCCGUCGUGCAUGUGCACUGUGGGAAUACACUGUAGGAAAAACAUUAAUUUGCCUGGUUUUGUUCUAGUUUGUCCACUUGUGAUCUUUCUGAGUGGUGAGUGAAAUGUAGAAACAGUAAGCAAGUUGAACAUCUCUCUCUGCGAGUUAUUUUGCGGCUGCAGCUGCAGGCUGUGCCAGGUGUAACACAGGCAUUAAAAAGUCAGUCAAUUAAUGAUUUGUGACAGAAACAGUUAACAGAUUAUUUUAUAACACCCC